Molecule: messenger RNA, 2937 nt
Organism: Dictyostelium discoideum AX4
Lineage: Eukaryota; Evosea; Eumycetozoa; Dictyosteliales; Dictyosteliaceae
Gene: exoc5
Product: exocyst complex subunit 5
Exons: 3
Coding region: 1-2937 (978 amino acids)
Cellular component (GO): cytoplasm
Source: RefSeq, a predicted model, not a curated record
AUGUCAUGGGCUAGAAAUAUUCAAUCUAGAAUCCAACAACAACAACAGUUACAAAAACCAGGUGGUUUAGCACCACCAUCUGGUAAUGAAACACCACAAAAACAACCAUCAUCACCAACAUUAUCAGCUUUAUCAUCACCAAUAACUUCUUUAACAAAUGCAUUAAGAGGUAGUGGUGGUAUAUCACAACCAACUACAAAUACAACAUCUUUAACAUCAACAUCACCACCAUCACCAACUAUAUCAACAACAACAACACAAGUUAAAGUUGGCCAAACAUCAUUCACAACAUCAACAAAUUUACAAGCUGCUGCAUCUGGUAAUAAUUUACAAGCGAGUAUUCAAACAACAAAUAUAACAGUUACAUCACCUUCAAUGGCAAGUCCAAUUGGUACAUCAACAGGUAUACAAAAUCCAAAUGCUAAACCAAGUUCAUUACCAUCACCAUCACAAUCACCAAUGCAAACUAGAAAUACUUCUGCCCCAACUAAUAAUAAUAAUAAUAAUAAUACUGCUACUACUACUACUCCUACUACUACUACUACUACUACCACUACUACCACUACUACCACUACUACCACUACUACACCAUCAACAUCUACUACAACUACACCAACAACAUCAUCAUCAAAUUUAGGACAAAUUCAACAACAACCACCAACACUACAACAACAACAACAACAAAUUCAACAACAACAACAACAACAACCAACACCAAUAAAACAAACAACACCAUAUAUAUUUCCAAAUAAGAUACAACCAAAAUCAUUAACAACAGACAUGUUUAGAGGAUCAGAGUUUUCACAUGUUACAUUUGUUGAAGAUUUAACACGUAAAUUAGUAAAUGAUCAAAUGGGUGCAGAUGGUCUUCAUUUUGAACCUGCUCCAUUUAAUCAAUUAUUUUUAAAUACACAAUUACAAUUAUCACAACUUGAAAGUAAUAUUGAUAGAAGAUUAGAUGAUUUAGCAGAGGAAUGUAAUGAUUUUAGUUAUGAUUAUAAAAGAAAAUUACAAGAUUUAACAGGAUCAUAUCAAGAAUGUUUUCAACAUUUUAAGAAAUUAGAAAAGGGAGUUAAUACAAUUGGAACCAAAGCAGUUCAUUUUGGUGAUGAAUUAGAUUCAGUGAAUCAACAAAAAGUUAAAGCACAAGGUGCAUUAUCAUUAAUUAAUUAUCUAUUGGAAUUAAAUAGUGUUGGUGCAUCAUCUGAAGAAAAUGGUGGUAUAACAAAGAGAUCCGAUAUCUUUACCAAUUCUGAUCGUAUUCAUGAAUUGGCUCAUUUGGUGAAAAAGUUAUCAUCAGUAUCAGAGGAUAUUAAAGAGAUCUCUGGUUUUAAACAAGGUAAAUUAGAAACUGAAUCAAUUUCAAAUUCAUUAGAAAAUGAUCUAUUAAAUCAAUUUGAACGUGCUGCUGAAAGAAAUGAUUAUGAUAAAAUGAAACAAUGUGCAACGACUCUUCAUGGUUUUAAUGGUGGUGAACGUUGUCGUUCACGUUAUAUUCAAAAAUUAAAAAUGUUUUUUGAUAUUGAUAGUUUUAGAAAAGAUGAAAAUUUAGCAAAUAAUAUUACUAAAAGAUUAAUUAGAGGUAAUAAUAUAGUUGAUACAAGAUUUGAAAUUUUUUAUACAGAUAUUUUAAAAGAUGUAUCACACGAACAAAUGGUAAUUCAAAAUGUAUUUGUUAAUCAGACAUCAGCAAUGGCAAUGUUAAUAAUUAGAUUAUUUGAACAACGUGUUAGAUUAUUUAUAGAGAAUGUAUUAUCAUUGGAGAGUAAUAAUGUUAGUAUGUUUUUACAAACGGUUCAUUAUGCAUUCAAUAGUACUAAAAAGUUAUUGGUUGAUCCAUUACAAUCCUAUGGUAUAGUUGGUGUGGAUUUAAAUCAAUUGUUAAAUUCAAUUUUCUAUCAAUAUCAAGAAGGUUAUAUUCAAAAGGAGACAACUUAUUUGGUUAGUUUAUUUCAAUCAAAUGUAGUUGAAGAAUGUGAACGUCUUCAAACUCUUGAUAGAUAUUCAAUGUAUCUGGAGGAUGGUUUAAAUCCAGAGAUCACUCAAAUGUUUGUACAACAAACUGAGAAUGCCUUAACUAGAAGUUAUACAUUAUCAUUGGAUAAUAUAUUGGCCGAUAAUAUUAAAACCAUUUUCUUUUUAAUGUUGGAAUAUCUCUUUGAAAAAUAUUCAAUGUUUGUCUUAAAUAAAUAUAUCGAAUUACCAAUGAUUCCAUCAUCAUCAUCAAAUGUUGAUACCAAAUCAAUUCAAGAUUCAAUCUCACAAUUGUUUAGAGUGGUUUUAUCAAUUAAUCAAAUUGUUGGUCAAAUUCAAUCAAUGUUUCAAGUGUUUGUCUUACCACAUAUUCAAACUUCAAUGAUUGUUCAAUCACAAUGUUCCGAUCAAUUAUAUUUUAAUAUCUCCUCAUUAGAGAAUACCAUAAAUACAGGUCUUGAAAAUUCAUUAACAACCAUGAUACAAUUAAUAGAGAAAACUUUACUUCCACAAGGUAGAAAUGAUUAUUUAAUCGAUGAUUAUGACAAUUCUGUAACCGAUACUUGUGCUUCUGUUAUCAAGUUAAUUCAAUCGUUUUAUGAUAUGGCCAAAAUUAAUUUACAAGGUAAAAACUUUCAUAUCUAUGUCGAAGAGUUGGGUUUAAAAUCUCAAUUCGUCUUUAUCAAUCAUUUUAAGAAAUUUAAAAUCGGUCAAGGUAUUGGUACUCUAAAGUUAAUGAGAGAUUUAACCGAAUAUAGAAAUCUAUCAAAACAAUUCAAAAGUCAAAAAGUUGAUGAUGCUUUCGAAUUAUUAUUUGAAAUUUCAAAAUUACAUCUUGUUAAUCCUGAAAACUUUAAAUUGGUAAUUGAAGGUGGUGCUUUAACUAGAAUGUCAAAACAAGAUUUAAUAAUUUUCAUUAAACAACGUUCUGAUUUUAAAUCAAUUUGGUUAGAUACUUUAUAA